CAUAAUUCUAAAUCAAACUAAGCUUUCCAUUUCCAUCUCCAUCUCACUUUCACCUGCAAAAAAAAACUUGACAAAAAUCAGGGACGAUCUGUGAACACAGUAGAAGAAAAACAUAAAUUCAUCAGCAAUGGCAAGUCGUAUAGUUUUGUUGAUUGUUGUUGCAGCAACUGUUUUCCAAUGUGCAACUGCACAAACAUCACAUGUCGUCGGAAACAGCUUAGGAUGGAUCAUCCCUGCAUCUCCAUCUGUUUACUCCACUUGGGCUUCUAAGCAAACAUUCAAAGUUGGCGAUUCUCUUGUAUUCAAUUUCGCCGCCGGAUUGCACACAGCUGCUGAAGUAUCCAAAGCAGAUUACGAUAGUUGUAACGCGGCAGCUACCCCAAUCGGUUCACUUUUAGCCGCCAGUCCAGCAACAAUCCGUCUCGCAACAGCCGGAAACCAUUACUACAUUUGCACAGUUGGUGGUCACUGUUCAGCUGGUCAGAAGUUGUCCAUCACUGUUGCCUCCGGUAGCGCCGCCGCCACUCCCCCAGCUGCCGCUCCUGUUGCCGCCGCUCCUACUCCAGUUGCAACUCCAACUCCAGUUGCCGGAGAUACUCCAGCAGCAUCUCCUACUCCAGUUGCCUCCCCCGUCCCUUCACCAUCAACUAGUCCUGUUUCUACUCCUGCAAUGAGUCCUGACAUGUCACCAUCACCUUCCACAAGUGCCAUCACACCAUCAAGCGGUCCAGCGACUCCAGCUCGAGCAUCAACCAGUGCCGGCGGUCCCGGUGUCCUUGCUGAUUCACCAGCAGGCUCCGCCCCAGCAGCUGCUCCUCCUUCUAACUCUGCAAUCUCCGUUGCUGUUAGUGGUUUCUCAUUAGUUGCUUUGUUGUCUGCUUUUUUCAUGUAGAGACGGACAUUUCUCAAUUACUCCUAGUGGGUUUUGUUUAUGCGUAAUUACAUAUUAUUGGUGGUUGAAGUGCUGAUUUUCAUCAGAGUUGAGAGAGAUAUUAAUUACGAGCACAUGUAUUAUGAUUGUCAUUAUUGUUAAAUUAAUGUGAUUCAUUUGAAAUAAAUAUUGGGUUCUCUAUCAA
Messenger RNA from Papaver somniferum (opium poppy), 1076 nucleotides. Its product is annotated as cucumber peeling cupredoxin-like. The transcript has 2 exons. Gene Ontology annotation, molecular function: electron transfer activity. The coding region runs from base 128 to 892 and encodes 254 amino acids. Lineage: Eukaryota; Viridiplantae; Streptophyta; Magnoliopsida; Ranunculales; Papaveraceae. Gene Ontology annotation, cellular component: plasma membrane. The record is from RefSeq and is a predicted model, not a curated record.